UUUGUUUCUUUUCGCCGUAAUUGUUUUUGUUUGUUUGUUUGUUUGCAAUCGUAAUGUAAAUAAAUCUGAAAUCACGUUUGGUUUAGUGUUUGGCGUGCUCUCUACGGAAUUAAUGUUGAUUCUUGAGAAAUAAGUUAAUGUGGAUUAAAAGGUAACGUAUAUGAGAGGGUUUUAGGUUUCAUACGUUAGUUUUCUGCCAAAUCAGAGGAACAAAUCCAUCAACGUUUCAAAAACACUACUUGUAAAACGUAUGUUCUUUACAAUUUGAUUCUAUUUUAGGAGUAAAUAUUUGUCCUUUGUUCUUCAUUUUUUAUUUCUCUUUUAAAUCGGAUAUGCUUCUAUUUUCUUCCCGUGUUUCUAUAUUUGUCUCUUCUGUGUUCUGCCAUUGAUUUAGGCACUGGGAAUAUUAAUGCUUAUCUUUGUUUUUGUUGAUGAGCUAAUCAUUAACCUAAUAAGUCAUCAUUUGAAUUCGCUGAAAACAAAAUUUUAUUCUUCCCACAAAAUUCUUCUGAGGAAGUCUUUGAAGUCUUUAUAUUUAGACUGAUUCAUCUUCUUUUAUAUAUAAACAAUUAUAUAUAAGCCAAGAUGGAUCAGAUGUCACCUGAUAACAUCAAUGGACUCAUUUUAGCAGUCUCUUCAAGUAUUUUCAUUGGAUCUAGCUUCAUCAUCAAGAAGAAAGGUCUCAAGAAGGCCGGUGCAAGCGGUGUCCGAGCAGGUGAAGGAGGGCACGGUUACUUAUCUGAACCAUGGUGGUGGGCUGGAAUGAUAACAAUGAUUGUUGGGGAAGUAGCCAACUUUGCAGCCUAUGCAUUUGCACCAGCUAUUCUAGUAACACCUUUGGGAGCUCUAAGUAUUAUAUUCAGCGCAGUGCUCGCGCAUUUCAUUUUGAAAGAGAAACUGCAUAUAUUUGGAGUGCUUGGUUGUGUUCUUUGUGUUGUUGGGUCUGUAACGAUAGUCUUACACGCCCCUCACGAGCAGGAAAUAGAAUCUGUCAAGCAAGUUUGGAAGCUUGCUAUUGAACCAAGUUUUCUUGUGUAUGCUGCUGUGAUUUUGUUUGCGGUGCUUGUACUGAUCUUCUACUGUGAACCGCGCUAUGGGAAGACUCAUUUGAUAGUAUAUGUUGGAAUCUGUUCUUUAAUGGGUUCUCUUACUGUUAUGAGUGUUAAAGCUGUGGCCAUUGCCAUAAAGCUGACAUUCUCAGGGAUGAAUCAGUUCAAAUACUUCCACGCUUGGAUUUUCAUUCUAGUAGUCGCUAUUUGUUGCCUUUUGCAAAUCAAUUACUUGAACAAGGCAUUGGAUACAUUCAACACAGCGGUCAUUUCUCCGGUUUACUACGUCAUGUUCACAACUUUCACCAUUAUAGCUAGUAUGAUCAUGUUCAAGGAUUGGGCUUCUCAGAGUGGAUUAAAGAUCGCGACAGAACUGUGCGGGUUUGUAACCAUUUUGUCAGGGACGUUUCUGCUUCAUAAGACAAAAGAUAUGGGAAACAGUGCAAGUGGUCGUGGAUCUGUCACUCUGCCUAGUAACACUCCUGUUUUCACCAACUCAGGAUCUGGUCGGAGCUCCAGCUCGGAAAAAAUACCCUCCUGAGAGAUUUUUUUGAUCAUCCAACGGUUUGAUCUAACGGUCCAGAUUCUUCCCUGUACGUAAACACGAGCACCUGAAAAAGAAAUUAGCCUCAAAACACAAGGAUGUGAGUGUUGGUAUGGUGAUGAUUUUGUUAGGAAUGUUUGACUGGUUGCUUUUCUUAUUAUUUUGUUUCACACAUGGUGAUAAUGUAAUUUUACGACUAAAGAUAAUUAACAACAAAAAUAUUCAUACGGUCAA
This is a messenger RNA of Brassica napus (rape), 1827 nucleotides long. Its product is annotated as probable magnesium transporter NIPA1. Bases 586 to 1590 code for a protein of 334 amino acids. The transcript has 9 exons. Gene Ontology annotation, cellular component: membrane. Lineage: Eukaryota; Viridiplantae; Streptophyta; Magnoliopsida; Brassicales; Brassicaceae. Gene Ontology annotation, molecular function: magnesium ion transmembrane transporter activity. The record is from RefSeq and is a predicted model, not a curated record. Gene Ontology annotation, biological process: magnesium ion transport.